GAGCCGAGAGCCCCGAGCCCCUUACUAUUACGCGCGACAGAACAUCAAUCGGGUCUUGGAUUGAGGUUUGAGAUUGUUUGCAUCCAAUCAAACAAGUAAGAAAGAAUUGAAAUGGACACCGCCGAUCAGCUUGCAUCUGUGGGGACGUUUCAAGUGCUAAAAUUACCUCUGGGAUUUAUCCGUGUUUUGGAAUGGCUCUUUGCCAUUUUUGCAUUUGCAACAUGUGGGGGCUACUCUGGUCAGCUGCAGGUUAGUGUUGACUGCAUGGAGAAGGCCAGAAGCAACCUCGGUAUUGGCAUCGACUUUGCUUAUCCUUUCAGGUUGCACCAGGUGUCCUUUGAAGCGCCCGCGUGUGAGGGCAUUAGGACGGAACGCGUGUUCCUCAUUGGAGACUAUUCAUCCUCUGCAGAGUUCUUCGUCACCAUUGCGGUCUUCGCCUUCCUGUAUUCCCUCAUGGCCACCAUUGUCUACAUCUUCUUUCAGAACAAGUACCGUGAAAACAACCGAGGACCACUCGUUGACUUCAUAGUGACAGUGGUGUUCUCCUUCAUGUGGCUCGUCAGUUCCUCUGCAUGGGCCAAGGCUCUGUCUGAUGUGAAAAUGGCCACUGAUCCUGAUGAGGUGCAGCUCCUCAUCUCUGCCUGCAAAGUCCAGACUAACAAGUGUGGCUCUGUUUAUGGACCACGCUGGUCCGGACUCAACACCUCAGUGGUUUUUGGAUUUCUCAACUUUGUUCUGUGGGCUGGGAACAUCUGGUUUGUCUUUAAGGAGACCGGUUGGCACAAGGGUGCUUCGAAGUUAGCAGGCGGGGCAUCUGAGAAACAGUCCGGCACCUUUAACCAGCAGCCUUUCAACGAGGGAAGCUUUGACCAGUCAGGGAGCUACAACACCCAGGGAAACCUCAGCCAGCUGUCCGAGUACAGCCAGGUGGGAGGGCCCACCUCCUACUCCAAUCAAAUGUAGCCGUGCCUUUUUGAUUCGUGACUUCUGCAUUUAAAACCAGAGCAAUCAAGGGGGGUGAUGGGAGAGGUGGAAAGUUUGUCAAAAACAGAUGUAGUCAUAAAAAAGUCAUCAAAGGCAUCAAAGUACACCCUUUUGGAGAUACAAGUAUUGUUGGGUAUUGUACAAAAUUAUUAGAUUUAGCCUUUUAAUCCUUCUCUGUCAGAAGUGUUGUUUGCUGAAUGUUGUAUUUCUUGUAGUUUGAUACUCAUAAGUGAUGGUCUCUAUCUCUGUGCUUGGUAAUUGACAUUCACUGUUUUGACUGGAUUUGCACUGUUGUGGAUGGAAAAAGUGCUCUGUGUUUGUAUAAUUCUUCAAGUUCCAAAAAUGGUGUCGACUCAGUGCAUGGUGUCGUAUCUGUGCUUUUUUUGAAACACAUUUUAACCUCUGAAAGUUUACAAAAAUCAUACUGCCCUGACUCAUUACUGACUAUUACAUGUACAGUAUAUUAUUUUUUUCUAAUCUAACUGGAACUAUAUUUUAAUGAGUAUUUCUAAUUCAGACACAGAUUCAGAAUAUAAUUUAGUGAAAUGUAUGUGUUAUAUUUAUUAUGACAAAUACAUUCAACUCAUGUCUGACAUUGAUCAUGUCAGAAAUUUGAAACACUUAAAGCAAUAGCUGUACUCUGCAAAAUACACUACACAAGGGUUGUUCAGGACAAAAGUACAGUAUGCAACCAUUGCAGCAUGUUUCUUUCCAGGGUUUUCACUUCUUUAUCACACUGCCAUAUUUAUUUAUUUAUUUGAAUAAUGUAAAGAAGGAGAUUUUCCCCCUCAUUAUAUAUGUUAUACCUCUCUAAAGCAUGGCCAGAGCAUCCAUUCACACUGCUAAAGCCCAGCAAAAAAGCACAUCAGCACCACAGUGAUAGUAGAUGAAUAGUGAAUGGUGGGCUCAUCUGUACAUAACUAAUAUUGAGCUUUAAAAUCACUUCAGUUUUCUACACAUUUUAAUUAAUUUGUGCAAUUCAUGUAUAGUACUAUUUAAUGGAUAAUGUCCGGUUGCUGUUUGUUUACAUUACUAUGACUUGUUCAACCCUGUUUCUUGACUUCCUCAGCAUGUUUCUUGCAUCAGUGUAAUAAAGCACAUUGAACAUCCAUGUAUGUACAACAGUCUGACAUCCAUGAUACAUGUGUAAAGGUCCAUUUUUACUGGCACUUGCAAUUAGGUCAUUAAUGUGGAUAUGUUACAGGCAUUCGUGUUAAUAAAUUGGCCCAUGUACAACCUGC
Molecule: messenger RNA, 2225 nt
Organism: Anarrhichthys ocellatus (wolf-eel)
Lineage: Eukaryota; Metazoa; Chordata; Actinopteri; Perciformes; Anarhichadidae
Gene: synpra
Product: synaptoporin a
Exons: 6
Coding region: 112-963 (283 amino acids)
Cellular component (GO): synaptic vesicle membrane; synaptic vesicle
Source: RefSeq, a predicted model, not a curated record